UUCGAAUAUAGGCUAUGCAAGUGUGAAAUACAGAGUAACUGAGAUUUUCUUCAACCUAUCUUCUUCAACCUAAUUUCAGUUUUCUGACGGAAAAAUUUUCAUACAAUCAGCAAGUUUGCUUGGGAAACGUGAAUAUUAGAUUGAAAUCUCGUUUCCCAUUCGUUUCCGGGAUGAAUUCAGUUUCAAACACGUCUCUAUUUUUCUGAAACGGUUUCGGCGCGCGUUUCCCGGUUUCCCCGUUCCAGGACGUUUCGGAAACGGAAAUUUCAUGAGCAAAUUCGAGUAUAGUUCCAGAUGAAUAGAUACUGGCCACUCUUUUCCAAAUUUAGACGGUUCCAUAAUCGACAUUGUGAUCUACAUAUUAGUCGGCGUAAUGAUAUUGCUUCUUGUCAAGGAACAAACGUAGGAGAAAUUGCCUUUUGUGGGAGACAGUAUUCUAGUGUUGGAGUGGAACAGAUUCCAGAAAAUAACCAGGAUAUUCAUUCAGAUGGGAUGUAUGAAUAUCCUCGAAAUCUUAAUGACUUACAUACACCAGGUGAUUCCGGUCUUAGAGCUGCGAGUGUAAAUUACAAGCAGAAUACAGGACACUUUCAGCAUCAUUCUAGCCCAACAAGUCAUUAUGUUACAAAUGAAUGGACGAGUCCACAAAAUCUUGGUCACCAUAGAGUGGAUACAACAGCAUUUCAGCAGACUAGUAACCACCAGACUCUGAGUACUGGUCAGUAUCAGCAAAGUCCAAGUAAUAUGUAUAUGGAAAAUGGAGUAAAAAACCCUACUGGUAAUUACCAGCAACAACAUGUGGAUGGUAGAUCUAGUUGGAAUUCACAUCACCAACCAGAUGCUGGUGGAUAUCGCAAUACUAAUUUGGGACCUCAUCAACAGAACUUCAAUGGAUCUCAUCAUCCUGUAACUCCUAACACACUUCCUCAGCCACAAGCAAGUGCUGCGCCUCAUAAUAUAGGAAAUGGAGUAGCAAACCCCCCUGGUAGUUACCAGCAAGAACAUAUGGACAGUAGUUCUAGUUGGAAUUCACAUCACCAAGCAAAUCCUGGUGGAUAUCGUAAUACUAAUUUGGGACCUCAUCAGCGGAACUUCAAUGGAUCUCAUAGUCCUAUGACUCCUGACACACUUCCUCAGCCGCAAGUAAAUACUACGCCUCAUAACAUGGGAAAUGGAGUAGCAAACCCCACUGGAAAUAAUCAGGAAGAACGUGUGGACAGUAGAUCUAGUUGGAAUGCAAACCACCAAACAAAUGCUGGUGGAUAUCGUAAUACUAAUUUGGGACCUCAUCAGCAGAAUUUUAAUGGAUCUCAUAGUCCUAAGACUCCUAGCACACUUCCUCAGCCACAAGUAAGUGCCACUCCUCAUUGGCAAUCAGUUGAAAGUGAUGAAUUUGAUGAUGUUGAGGGCACACUUGAAGAGUUGGAUGUUUUCUGCGAGGAUUGGGAUCUUGAACAUGCUGUAAAAUCCAUGAGAAAGCUGAGCAAGAAAGGAGUUUAUAUAGACAUGCCUCGUUACUUGAUUCUGAUAGAUGCAUGCGGGAAGGCCAAAGCUCUAAAAGAAGCUCAAGAUGUUCAUCAGAAUCUUAUCAAAUUUGCCUCUCCUGUUAAAGUUAGCAUCUUUAACAAGAUAUUGGAGAUGUAUGGGAAAUGUGGUUCAAUGGAUGACGCCUACUAUACAUUCAACAAUAUGUCUGAGCGUAAUUUAACAUCAUGGGACACGAUGAUUACUUGGUAUGCUAAAAAUGGUCUUGGAGAAGAUGCCAUUGAUAUGUUCACCAAGUUUAAGGAAGCAGGGCUGAAACCAGAUGGUCAGAUAUUCCUUGGUAUAUUUGAUGCUUGCGGAGUUCUGAAUGAUGUUACCGAGGGAUUGCUACAUUUUGACUCAAUGACCAAGAUACAUAGCAUUACUCCGACCAUGGAUCACUAUGCCAGCAUAGUACACAUGUUCGGCAGUGCAGGUGAUCUAGAAGGAGCAUUGGAGUUCAUUGAGAAAAUGCCUGUUGAGCCUAGUGUAAGUGUCUGGGAAAGCCUAAUGAAUAUUGCUAGGGUCCAAGGAAACAUUGAAAUGGGGGAUCGUUGUGCUGAAAUAGUGAAGCAGCUGGAUCCUGAUCGCUUGAGCAAGGAGUUGAAAGAUGGGCUCCUGCCGGUUAAUGUUUCAGACACUCCGAAGAAGAAGGUGAAGAAGCAUAAUCCAUUGGCACAGACAAAGCAUGAAUACAGAGCAGGUGAUCGAUCACAUCCAGAGAAUGACAAGAUUUAUACAGUUCUGAGGGGAAUAAAAGAAUCAGUAAAAGAAGCUGGGUAUGUAGCAGAGACCAAAUUUGUUCUUCAUGACAUUGACCACGAGGGCAAAGAGGAAGCUAUUAUGGCUCAUAGCGAGAGGCUUGCUUGCACCUAUGCACUUCUUACCAACCCAGCACGCAUGCCACUUCGAAUAAUUAAAAACCUUCGUGUUUGUGGGGAUUGCCACAAUUACUUUAAGAUAAUAUCAAAACUCGUAGGUAGGGAGGUUAUCAUGAGAGAUGCUAAGAGAUUCCAUCAUUUCAAAGAUGGAAAAUGUUCCUGCAAUGACUACUGGUGAAUGAAUAUGUUUUGACAGCCAAAGGUUCCUAAAUCACAGAAAAGUGAACUGUUCGUGGCUAGCCAGCUCCAUGGUCUUGCCCACCCUCAAAUUGUGUCAAGAUAAACACUGAUGCUCACUGUCUGCAAGGGACGAAGGCGGGGCUUGGGGUUUUUGUGCGAGACGGAAAUGAUGAGUUGCUUGUGACUUCUAUGAAGAAGAUCGAGGCUACUACACCAGAAAUUGCGAAGUGGUUUGUGUACAACCGAGUUUUGAUCAAGAGUGAUGCCAUUGAUUUGGUUCGUGCAACAAACAGUACGUAUAUGUGUUUCCUUCUUUCCCUCCAUUUGAUGUUUGAGGAUAUUAAGAACUAUAGCUUAUUGUUAGAUUUAUUUGUUACAAACUACAAAGUAUUUCACAUGUUUAACAUGCAUAUAAUAUACAAGUAAUAUUCUAGGUCACUUAGGCAAGGUGGGGACACAUAUGGUAGUGAUGAGCAUAUUUGUAUUGGUUACUUCCACAGAGUCUCUUUAGCUUUGGUGAAACUUGAUUUACAUUAAUAAAUUGCCCGGGCUUACAAUUCCUUUAAAAAAA
Messenger RNA from Spinacia oleracea (spinach), 3156 nucleotides. Its product is annotated as pentatricopeptide repeat-containing protein At4g32450, mitochondrial-like. Bases 295 to 2583 code for a protein of 762 amino acids. The transcript has 3 exons. NCBI's taxonomy places the organism in Eukaryota, Viridiplantae, Streptophyta, Magnoliopsida, Caryophyllales, Amaranthaceae. The record is from RefSeq and is a predicted model, not a curated record. Gene Ontology annotation, molecular function: protein binding; zinc ion binding; RNA binding. Gene Ontology annotation, biological process: RNA modification.